This is a messenger RNA of Corticium candelabrum, 1485 nucleotides long. RefSeq names its product membrane-bound transcription factor site-2 protease-like. The transcript is spliced from 10 exons. Bases 26 to 1465 code for a protein of 479 amino acids. Lineage: Eukaryota; Metazoa; Porifera; Homoscleromorpha; Homosclerophorida; Plakinidae. Gene Ontology annotation, molecular function: protein binding; metalloendopeptidase activity. Gene Ontology annotation, cellular component: membrane; cytoplasm. The record is from RefSeq and is a predicted model, not a curated record. Gene Ontology annotation, biological process: membrane protein intracellular domain proteolysis; regulation of response to endoplasmic reticulum stress.
AUUAACACCCGGAUAAGAGAAUGAGAUGUGGGUUGCAUGGACAGUGCCUGCUGUGUGGCUACUGCUGGCGGUUAUUGAUCGAGUUGUUAAGAGAAAGGGUCGUCAACGAUAUCGGCUGUUUCUUGAGAGAUACGGACUGUCUGUCUCGUUAGGCAGGAUUCAGUUUUAUACCAACAGAGUCAACCAUCUUCUAGUUCGGUUCUCAGAUUUUUUCCCUCGACGAUGGCUACAAGCGUGGUUCACUGUUGGUGUGGUAAUCGGUCUUGUACUCAUUCCUCUCUCUGUUGGUGUUCUUGUUUUCACGUUGCGUUCGUUUAUUGUGAGUUCGGAUGAGGAGGCUAGGGAUCCUCUGUUAGUGCCGGUGCUGCCGGGAGUAAACCUUCCGUGGAGCCAACUGGUCUACUUUCUUGUAACGAUUGCAGUUAGUGGAGUGUUGCAUGAGCUUGGUCACGCUGUUGCAGCUGUCAGUGAAAAUGUCCACAUUGAUGGCGUCGGUUUAUUUUUCUUCGUGAUGUAUCCCGGCGCGUUUGUUGACCUUCAUACACAACAUGUGACAACGUUGAAUUCAAUACAAAAACUGAGAAUAUUUUGUGCGGGCGUGUGGCAUAACGUCAUCAUCGUGUUUGUUUGUCUACUUGCAUUGUACUGUCUACCAUGGAUCCUAUUUCCUCUCUUCACGUCUACUCAAGGAGCUGUGGUUAAUGGAAUAUCCAAGAACUCACCAGUCUAUAACAAUCUUGUGGUCGGGAGUGUCAUCCUAUCAGUUGAUGGGCAGAGUGUUCAUAGCAAAGCUGAUUGGAUGGCUCUCUUAUCCAAGAUUAGCCAACACGGAUUUUGUGCUAACAAAAGCAGCUUGAAAAGGAUGUACACAAGAGCUGUGUCUCUCUCAUUGUCUGGUGUUGUGGAGUGUUGCCAGAAUGAAUCAUUGUCAGACUUUUGCUUCCACAGUAGUGAACCAUUAUGGGAUACCAAGAAGAGAUAUUUCUGUCUGAAUGCCAGGAAGUUUACUGCUGGUUUGCAUUGCAAGCAGACAAGUGACUGUCUAGGCAAGUCUGUGUGCCUUCAUCCUUCACUUGACAGCGAAUCCAGACUUUUCAGAAUAAGCCACGUUGGUUCAAAAGACGUGAUUUUUGUUGGACAUCCGAUGCUGUUGCAUCAGACAAUUAGUCUUACUGACUAUCGCCCGAGAAUCAAUUUAUUCGCUUUCUAUCGCCUGCCUGGUGUUACAGAAACAUUUCUAUUAUAUCUUAUAUCCAUGUCUUCUGCUCUGGCAAUACUCAACUCUGUUCCUGUGUAUUAUCUUGAUGGACAAUGGAUUUUCAGCGCUGCUGUUGAUACGUUCUUCAAAGACUGGAGUGAAGAGAUAAGAACUAAACUGACUUCUGGCAUAUUGAUGAUAGGAACAGUCUUGCUGGUGUUAAACGUUAUAUUAGGAUUAACUGCUGUAUUGAAUGUAAAUACAUGACAGCAGAAGAAACUGCAUUA